UCCCUACAUGGAGAGAGCGAGGAGAGACGGCGCGAGAGCUGCGCAUGCUCCGCCCGACGACGCCUGGACGUGGGGGAAGAGACGCGCAUGCGCGCGGGGAGUCUGGGGGAAGCGGCGCAUGCGCUCGUUCGGGCCCGGGAGAGAGGAGCCUCAGCGGCGGCGAGGGACGGGAGGGAGCGAAGGGGGCGGCCUCGCGCGCAUGCGCCUCGAGCGGGCUGGCGGCGGGGCCUGACGAUGGAAGAUGAGGAGGUCGCGGAGAGCUGGGAGGAGGCGGCCGACAGCGGGGAGAUAGACAGGCGGCUGGAGAAGAAGCUGAAGAUCAGCCAGAAGGAGAGCCGGAAGCCGCGCUCCCCGCCGAAGGCCCCCCCGGUGGUGCUCCAGGAUGAGGGCCUGCCCUUGGCGGGGCCCCCUCCCCAGAUCCGCAUCCUGAAGCGGCCCACCAGCAACGGGGUCCUGGGCAGCCCCCACGCGGCCAGCCGGCCCGCCUUCCCCGUCAAGUCCCUGGCCCAGAGGGAGGCCGAGUACGCCGAGGCUCGCAAGCGCAUCCUGGGCAGCGCCAGCCCCGAGGAGGAGGACGACGAGGACGGAGAGCAGCAGCAGCGCGGGCCCGACAAGCCCCUCCUGGACAGGCCGCCCAGGAUCUCUCACCCGGACGAGGCCCGGCCAGCCAGCAACGUGAUCCGCCAGCCGCUGGGCCCGGAUGGUUCUCAGGGCUUCCGCCAGCGCAGAUAGACAUGGCCGCCUCGCAUCUGCCGUGGUCGGGAAGCAAGGCCGGCUGCUCCGCUGCUGCCGCUGUCACGGCCUCCUCUUCCUCCUCCUCGGCCCUCUCCGUUCCGCCCGGCCUGGACAGAUGGACCUGAGCGGGGCGGGGGCGGCCCUGGCCGUGGCCCUCCCUCCGGCCCCUCGCACUGUGAGCCCGGCUUUGCUCCUCUGACCAGCCUGCAGCAAUAAUGGCCAGCGUGCCGGGGACGGGCGCAGGAGCUUUCCGGGGCUUCUGGCCGAUAGCGACGGAAGGAAGGAAGGAAGGAAGGAAGGAGGCUUUGCAGGCCGAGGACGCGAGGGACGGAGCCGCUGGCCAAAGAGACGGGGGGCCAGGUCUGCCGUGAGCCCAGACUUCGGCCCCGGGAACCUUUCGCAAUGGUAGGAGGAGGAGCGGAGAGCGUUGUGUUGGGUCAAGUUUUGCAAAGGGUCGCCCGAGAAGGAGGGAAGGGAGGGCCCCCUCCAGCAGCCAUAUUGGGGCCCGGCUCCGGGCCUCCUUGCUUCUUCUUCUUCUUCUUCACUGUGUUUCCAGAGUCUGCCUUGUUGUCCCGCCGCCUGGUUUCCGGGGGACGGGACCCGGCCGGGAGGGGGGUCGGGGGGAGGCCACUUGUGGGGCCGGGGGCUUGAGACACAGACACUGGGGCGUCUCCUCUUGUGCUGGAUCAGAAGUGGAACUGUUGCCUCUUUUUG
Molecule: messenger RNA, 1449 nt
Organism: Anolis carolinensis (green anole)
Lineage: Eukaryota; Metazoa; Chordata; Lepidosauria; Squamata; Anolidae
Gene: szrd1
Product: SUZ RNA binding domain containing 1
Exons: 4
Coding region: 88-732 (214 amino acids)
Source: RefSeq, a predicted model, not a curated record